UUUUCCCUAACAAAUUAGAGAGAGAGAAAGAGAGAGAGAGAGUUGAGCUUUUUUCAGACAACAUAUUCAUCUGCUCCUAGAAUCCUUUUAAACAAUAUUAUGGGAUUAAGAGACAUUGGAGAGACACUGCCACCAGGUUUUAGGUUUUAUCCGAGCGACGAAGAACUUGUUUGCCAUUAUCUUUACAAAAAGAUUGCUAAUGAACAAGUUCUUAAAGGUACUUUAGUGGAAAUUGAUCUUCAUACAUGUGAGCCAUGGCAGCUCCCUGAGGUGGCAAAACUGAAUUCGAGCGAGUGGUACUUCUUCAGCUUUCGAGAUCGCAAAUAUGCAACUGGGUAUCGGACCAAUCGGGCCACCACCUCAGGCUACUGGAAGGCUACGGGAAAAGACCGAGCAGUACUCGAUCCGAGGAGUAGGGCCACGGUAGGGAUGAGAAAGACUUUAGUUUUCUACAAGAAUAGGGCCCCUAAUGGAAUAAAAACAGGCUGGAUCAUGCAUGAGUUUCGACUCGAGAACCCUCACGUGCCUCCUAAGGAAGACUGGGUGUUAUGUCGAGUAUUUCACAAAGGCAAGAGUGAGAAUGGCAACCAAUUAAGCCCACAAAAUUUCUAUAAUUCAACCACUUCGAAUAUGGCUGCAUCUCCUCAUACAAAUGAAUAUACACUGCCUAAUUAUGGCGACCAAAACGCGAUCACUUUCUCUGAGCAAGGCCAAAACCCUAGCACUUUUCACGAUUUAUUGGCCCCGGACGUUGACCGGAGUAACUACCUUCAGCUGUCUCAAGAGAUGAAUAUUGAAACUCCCUCCGGCUGUAAAAUGAUGCAAACUAAAUUUGAGGAUGAUUAUGGAUUCUUCUUCGAUACGAGUUACGAGGAGUCGACGUUAAUGCGAGAUUUCGAUGAGGAAAACAGCCGGGUUUACGUUUGAAGAACUUAGAUCAGUUUGAUCAUAGCAUUAAAAAGGUAAGUCUGUGAAAUUGUGAGAAUUAAUUUUAUAGAAUUGACAAUUAGGUAGAAUUGUGUUUCAUUUGAAUUAAUAUUCCUUAAAAUGUUAAAAUGUCAGGUUGAUUGUGUAUAAUUGUUUCAGGGGUUAAUGACAGUAGUUUGCCAAAGAUUAUAUGUUUAUUGACUAUUAUAUGUAUAUAAACAUCAUCACGAUGUUGUCAAUUAAAAAAAUUAAAAAUCAGUUUGAUGUA
Messenger RNA from Olea europaea var. sylvestris, 1195 nucleotides. RefSeq names its product protein CUP-SHAPED COTYLEDON 3-like. Gene Ontology annotation, biological process: regulation of DNA-templated transcription. Gene Ontology annotation, molecular function: DNA binding. The record is from RefSeq and is a predicted model, not a curated record. The coding region runs from base 100 to 927 and encodes 275 amino acids. NCBI's taxonomy places the organism in Eukaryota, Viridiplantae, Streptophyta, Magnoliopsida, Lamiales, Oleaceae. The transcript is spliced from 3 exons.